CACAACACCUCAAUUGGAGUCAAUGGACACAAGAUGAUAUCACAACGAAUUGGUUUGCAAGGUCUGCGGGCCAGACCCUCCUUCAGCCUUCUAACUCUCCGUACUCCUCAAUAUCUACGACCGAUCACGUCUACUACACAGCCUACCAGACUAUCCCGUAGCCCGCUCUCUCCUCAAACUCCUCGAGGUCUGCGAUCAAUCACAUCUACCGCACAUCGUUUCCAAGAUGUCUUCCACGCCCAGUCCUCUGAUCCCUCCUCCUCGGCGAUCCUCUCCUCCCUCAAGACUCCUUCUCGAAUCCCUCAAACUCUUACGGAGAAGAUCGUCCAAAGAUACUCCCUUGGUCUUGCGGAUGGCAAGGUCGUGAAAUCUGGAGAUUAUGUUACCUUAUCCCCUCACCACUGCAUGACGCACGACAACUCAUGGCCUGUUGCUCUCAAAUUUUUUUCGGUCGGAGCUAGCAAGAUCCACGACCCAAAGCAAAUCGUUUGCACUUUGGAUCAUGACGUCCAAAAUCGGAGUGAGACGAACCUUAAGAAAUACAAGCAAAUCCAAGAGUUCGCGAAGAAGCAAGGUGUGGACUUCUAUCCUGCUGGACGCGGAAUUGGGCAUCAGAUUAUGGUUGAGGAGGGUUAUGCGUGGCCAGGCACUAUGACAGUUGCUAGCGAUAGCCACAGCAACAUGUACGGUGGAGUGGGCUGCUUGGGAACAGCUGUGGUAAGGACGGAUGCGGCCAGUAUCUGGGCUACAGGUAAAACUUGGUGGCAGAUUCCUCCAAUAGCAAAAGUCACAUUGACGGGUGUCCUACCAAAGGGUGUUACCGGAAAAGAUGUCAUUGUGGCGCUGUGUGGACUGUUCAACAACGACGAAGUGCUUAACCAUGCCAUCGAGUUUACAGGCUCGGAGCAGACAAUGAGAAGUCUGCCAGUGGAUGACCGAUUAGCCAUUGCGAACAUGACAACGGAAUGGGGAGCAUUGACUGGACUGUUUCCAAUCGAUUCCAUGCUACAGGCAUGGAUGAGAGCUAAGGCUACAACUGCAGCCCUUUUUGAUGGAAAGGACGCACCGGAAUCUCGAUUUUCACACGCAAGAAUCGAUGACUUGGUCCAAAACCAACUAGUGGCAGACAAAGGUGCUACUUACGCGAAGUCUCUUUACCUCAAUCUCUCCACUCUGUCUCCGUACGUCUCUGGGCCAAACUCCGUCAAGGUCGCCACGCCUCUACGGGAUCUUGAGGCCCAAAAUAUUAAAAUCAACAAAGCCUACCUUGUAUCGUGCACCAACUCUCGUGCGUCCGAUCUUGCUGCUGCUGCGAAGGUCUUCAAGGAUGCAUCAACUUCAGGAACACCUGCCAAGAUCGCAUCAGGAGUAGAAUUCUACAUUGCUGCAGCAUCAUUACCUGAGCAGGAAGCAGCAGAAGAUGCAGGAGAUUGGCAAGCACUUCUCAAUGCUGGAGCGAAGCCUUUGCCGGCUGGAUGUGGUCCCUGCAUUGGUCUCGGAACGGGAUUAUUAGAGCCUGGAGAAGUAGGUAUCAGUGCAAGUAACCGUAAUUUCAAGGGACGCAUGGGCUCUCCAGAUGCCAAAGCAUAUCUUGCAAGCCCAGAAGUCGUAGCAGCCAGUGCACUGAGUGGCAAGAUCAGCGGACCAGGCUGGUAUGAAAAGCCUGUUGGCGUCGAAAAGGUCGUACUUGGAGAAGGAAACGGCAUUGCUGAGGAAGAUAAGGCCAUUAGCAUUGAAGAGGCUUUGGACAAAUUGAUCGCUCAGGCUGAUUCAAUUAUCUCGUCAGCUGAACAGGAUAUCCUAGGCACAUCGGAGCGGAAGGAAGAAUCAUCAGAUGAAGCCUUGACUGCCAUCCUUCCAGGCUUCCCAGAACGCGUAGAAGGCGAAAUUGUCUUCUGCGACGCAGAUAACAUCAACACCGAUGGGAUCUACCCCGGAAAAUACACCUACCAAGACGACGUCUCGGUAGAGAAGAUGGCAGAAGUGUGUAUGGAGAACUACGAUCCAACAUUUGGAUCUAUUGCACGUGAGGGUGAUAUUCUCGUCUCAGGUUUCAACUUUGGAUGCGGAAGUUCAAGAGAGCAAGCUGCUACUGCCAUUUUGGCCAAAAAGAUCCCUCUUGUUGUGUCUGGCAGCUUUGGUAACAUCUUUGCAAGGAAUAGCAUCAACAAUGCACUCAUGGGCGUUGAAGUUCCUCGACUAGUCGAGAGACUCCGCGAACACUUCUCGGGUCAGAAAGUCCAACAGAAGACUGAUGUCAAAGAGCCGGAGGGCAACAAGGAGAGCUUGGAUAGCCCGCCACCGGCACAACAGGCCAGUCCUGCGGAGGAGAAAGUUUUGACAAGGAGAACGGGAUGGACAUUCUUGUGGGAUGUGAAGAGGAGCAAGGUUGUAAUUACAGAGGGGAAGGGUGGCCCGACAUGGAGUCAGAAGGUUGGUGAGUUGCCCCCGAAUGUUCAAGAGAUCAUUGCGAGAGGCGGGUUAGAAAAAUGGGUGAAGGGCGAAAUCGGUGGGUCCUGAUAGAUAGGACAUGAUGAAGAUCUCUUGUAAAUUAUGUCAUAAAUACUGUUUUUUACAACCAAUCAUGAG
Cadophora gregata is the source of this 2589-nucleotide messenger RNA. It is a transcript of the gene LYS4, whose product is annotated as mitochondrial Homoaconitase. Gene Ontology annotation, molecular function: homoaconitate hydratase activity; 4 iron, 4 sulfur cluster binding. Bases 34 to 2520 code for a protein of 828 amino acids. The record is from RefSeq and is a predicted model, not a curated record. Gene Ontology annotation, biological process: L-lysine biosynthetic process. Lineage: Eukaryota; Fungi; Ascomycota; Leotiomycetes; Helotiales; Ploettnerulaceae. The transcript has 2 exons.